This is a messenger RNA of Etheostoma spectabile (orangethroat darter), 1459 nucleotides long. It is a transcript of the gene tcf24, whose product is annotated as transcription factor 24. Lineage: Eukaryota; Metazoa; Chordata; Actinopteri; Perciformes; Percidae. Bases 445 to 975 code for a protein of 176 amino acids. Gene Ontology annotation, molecular function: RNA polymerase II transcription regulatory region sequence-specific DNA binding; DNA-binding transcription factor activity, RNA polymerase II-specific; protein dimerization activity. The transcript has 3 exons. Gene Ontology annotation, biological process: developmental process; regulation of transcription by RNA polymerase II. The record is from RefSeq and is a predicted model, not a curated record.
UUCGCAGCCAAUUAGAGUGGGAUAUGGCCUACCACAUAUCAGGGUUAAAGGAAAAAAAAGAGUCCUGCCUCUGGCGUUGAAAACGAGCCUCUGCUGCCCUCAGACAGAAACAAGUUAGGAAAGGGUAAGAGCAGUCCUGUCCACUGCGAAGGAGUGUUAUGGGGUUAGUGAUUAAUUACGUCGGAGUGUAACACUUGUCCGCCGCUUUGUGUAUCCAAUAAAUUAAGGGCUCCCGAGACUUUUACGCACACAGGUGAAGUAUUGGAUGAGCGUACAGGGACUGCUGCGCACCUUUACUGCAGACGCACCGCUUUAUAAGGAUAAGCUGCACGUGGACUGGGACUAUUCUACAUUGAAGAGGAAAUUCUCUAUCCCAUCGAAGCCCUCUUUGGAUUGCCUUCAUGUCGUUUUUGAGAGAUAACCGAGGUCUGUAAGUGCACCCCGAUGGCUGGAAGACAGGCGCUUCGAAUGGACAGUGCUAAUUGCUCCGGGGCGGCCGUGGAUGACAGCCCUGCAUCCAGUCCGAGUUCCAGUCCCAGUCCGGACGGUCGUCGGGAGCUUCAGCGGGCCAGGGCGCUCCAGACCGGCGGGCUCGGCGGCAGAGGACGCCCGGCGGCAGCUAACGCGGCUCGGGAGAGGAGCCGAGUGCAAACCCUGAGGACCGCGUUCCUGGAGCUACAAAGGACUUUGCCGUCCGUGCCCCCGGACACCAAGCUGUCCAAACUCGACGUGUUGAUACUGGCCACCACCUAUAUUGCCCAUUUGACUCGAACACUACAAGAAGAAGGCACGGAGGAGGGAGAGAGCACAAAACAAACAGAGGCGUUACACUCAUUGAAAGGUGAUGGCUACCUGCACCCAGUGAAGAAAUGGCCCAUGCGAUCCAGACUGUACGUCGGAGCAAGCGGACAGUUCCUCAACACAAAACCUUCACAGUCAGAAAAUCAAGGCCCAUCAUCGUCCACCUCCCAGUAAUGGGCUUAAAUCUUUGUAUGAAACCAUUUGCAUGAGUUACUGUUGCACCAGCAUUAUGCAUUAUGAUUGUGGAUCAGAUUUUACUUCCGCUAAAGCCCUUGAAUACAUUGUAAAUUAAUAUAUUACGUGAAUUUUAUUGUAUACAUUUUGAGAAAACAUAGGCUACAUUAUGUUUCUCUGUUGUUAUUUUGACUUCUCCUGUUUGCCCUGCAUUGUGCAGUUCCGUACAUGUCCCAGGUAUAUUUGAAGAAAUUCCACGGGGUACUGAGCCCGUCAUGCUUGAGGUGUGCACUUUCAAUUGAAACAUUUGCACUAAAUGCAUGUGUGCAUAACUUAACAUCUGUCAUGUGAAGUGGUCUGUCAGAAAGUCAACAAUGGAGGCUCUUCGUCUCAUGUUCCUUCUUAUUUUUACAUGCAUGGUUGUAAAUGUGUUUGUGAAUAAAUGACUUCAGUGAAAGAAGAGUCUCUAAGGUUUUGACGAUAA